Messenger RNA from Pseudomassariella vexata, 1965 nucleotides. RefSeq lists its product as uncharacterized. The record is from RefSeq and is a predicted model, not a curated record. The transcript is spliced from 2 exons. NCBI's taxonomy places the organism in Eukaryota, Fungi, Ascomycota, Sordariomycetes, Amphisphaeriales, Pseudomassariaceae. The coding region runs from base 1 to 1965 and encodes 654 amino acids.
AUGUCGAGUCAGCAAGGAAAGUGGCGCGAGGAGCAGGUGCUCAUUAUCUGCCCCGGCAGCCACACCACCAUGGCCCAGCUGGGAUGCAGCGAGCUCACACCACCGGCGCAUCGCAUUCCCACCCGUAUGUUCAAGGAUGACGAGACCGAUGAGUACCGACCCUUCCACACCUAUAAGCGCAAGAAGCAAGGCGCGAAUGGUGAUGGAGGCGGCAAUGACUACGAAUAUGUCGAAGACCGCGACUCGACUGAGGGUGCCGUAUACCCCAUUCAGGGUGGUCGCAUCGUGAAUACGCAAGCCUUCCUCGCAUUCUUGGACCACGUGCACAGUUUGCUCACGACGACAUAUCACAACACUCCCAUUAUGCUCAUGGCGUCGCCCCAAUGGACACGACCCGACUGCGAGACAAUUGCGCGGUACAUCUUCGAGAAGACUAAGACUCCCGCUCUAUGUCUGCUGCACAGUGCCGUCGCUGCUCAGUACGGCUUAAAAUGGCCUACCAUGACCGUGGUGGACAUUGGAUUUGAGAAGGUGGAUGUCACUUGCAUACACGACCACAUCAUCGUCAGCCACAAGGACCUGGGUUUCCCGACACCUACGCGAUACAUUUCAGGCGGUGAAGUAUUCACCCAGAAACUGCUAUCGUUGCUGAGGGACAAGAACUUCACAUACGACAUGGCUGAGCAAUUGAAGAAAAGCCCUCUCUGUGAAGUCUUGCCGUAUGCAGCUGACCUGCCGGAACUCAUGGACCUGCCUACGGAAGGUGGAUCUGAUACCGCAGCAGUUGCCGAGGUGCCCAAAGUCAACGAGCCUGCGGUCCCCUUGGGAGUUGAUGACGAAAGUGGCAACAUCGAUGAGAAGGCAGAUAACGACGGUGUCCUCGAUGUGGCCAACAUCGUGACGAGUGGAAACGCGAGAGAGUUUCUUGCCAAGAAAGAAAGGGAGAAGGCGGAAAAGGCCAAGGCCAAGAAGGGCAAAGCUCAAGAAGCUGAGGCUGCUGCGGCGAAGGCUGUCCGCCUGCCCAACUCGAGACGCAAGGUCAACGUCUUUCAUUACGAGGAGCUCGUGCACGAGGAUGUACAGGUCCCCGAAUCGAACGGAGCGCCGAAGCCCGCAGAGGCAACCCUGGCAAACGGAGAGGCACCUGCGCCGGAAAACACUCCCGCAAACGGCGAUGCAGAGGCGGCAGUGCCGGCUAACGGCGACACGAGUAGUAGUGACGCUCUCCCCUUCGCUGCGGAUGCUACUGGCUCCAUCACUCAGCGCAGAACGAAGCGCGUCCGGCGGGAUAUUGAGGUUGGCCUCGAGCGAUUCCUCUUUGCCGACCGCGGUGAGAUUGAUCGCAUCACGGACACCAUCUACCGCGCAAUUCAGAACAUCGAUGAGAUCUACAAGAGAUCAGGCUGCUGGGACAACAUUGUUUUCGUCGGAAACGGCAGCCGGCUGCGAGGUCUCAAGGAGAACAUCAUGCAGACGUUGAACGCUCGACACCUUGUCUCGCCCAGCACUGCCACGAUUUUCACGUCUGAGCUUCCCUCGAACAUGGCCACGCCUACUGGCACAGGUUCUCAAACGCCCACGGGCUCCUUCACCGGUCCGUUGCCGACGACAAGCUCUGUGAAUCCGCUUUUGCAGGCUGCGACCACAGCAUCCCUCGGUGUACCUGGCCAGGUCAAUGCGCCUGGCUCGACAACGGGCGAAGCCGGUCCCAGCCACCACCAGUCUCAUGCGCAGACUCCGACCAGCAUCAAGAUGGCAAGCUUGCCGACGUAUCUGGCAGAGUGGACCAAGAAUGGCUACGAGGAGGCCAUGUUCCUGGGCUCGCUAGUAGCCGCCCGGCUUGCCUACUGCAUUCACAAUCUGGAUGCGUCGACCACCGAGGCCCAACGCCAGAUGAGCCUCAACCGUGUUGACUAUAACGAACUUGGCCCGAAGGGUGUUCGCACGCAUUCCAUGCUUGGUUAA